Molecule: messenger RNA, 1381 nt
Organism: Dreissena polymorpha
Lineage: Eukaryota; Metazoa; Mollusca; Bivalvia; Myida; Dreissenidae
Exons: 5
Coding region: 111-1235 (374 amino acids)
Source: RefSeq, a predicted model, not a curated record
CAGCGGUGAACGGACAAGAGCGGAAGUGCUGUGACGGUAUCCGGUCGUGCUUCGUGGCCCUGCGCAAGGCGGUGGACGCCGCUCAGAUCCGGGGCAUUGAGAAGCAGAACAUGCAGAAAGAGUGCAGGAUCCUGGAUGCCGAGUUGUCUGCAAGUGAAAAAUGCGUGGAUACCUGGACGGGCGUCUGUGAUCGUCACACGAACUCUGACGUCAUUUCCGGCCACUACCAGGAGUUUGCUGGCGAACUACGAACCACGCUGGACAGUCAUUGCUCAGAACAACCUCAAAAUGUUACAAGGCAUGCCGACACACCUACAGGCACAACUACACAACCCGUAAUGACAACCCCCUACCCGAACACCACAGUGGCCUUCGCCCCAACACCAACCGGAAACGGAAGCCUUGCCUCACCGCAAGGCGGCAGCGGGGGAAAUGGCGACAAUUUUAUGACCGCGGGAUUGGCGGUAGGGGGCGCCCUGCUGUUCUUGGGAGUCUUUGGUGUAAUCUUGUGGCGAUGUCGUCUCUUAUUCAAACGGCCAGGACUCCAGAAGGAUUUUGGCUACUCGAUGAGUCGAAGUGGGAAUGAAUGCGAGACCGAAAUAUACGCCGAGAUAGACGAUGCCUUUAUGAAAGCUGUUUAUGAACAUGACCAGACGACUGACGUGAACCCGCGUGAUCGGGUUCUGUCAAACGCUCAAGUGAACGUCUGCUACCAGAGUGGCCUGGAGGAUGGCGGCAUCAUUCCGUCGUCAAGGAGAUGCGCUAAGAAUGACAACGUUGAAAUAAGGGGUCAGUCGGCGUUACUUCGGUUGGCGAACAAGAAAUGGUUUCCGCUCAGUAAAACAAGUGCUACAGAUGCGUGCAAUGCGCUCCCUGCAGAUGACUCGAUGGAUAGUGGUCAGUAUGAUACAAUAACUGACCAUCGACUGCCAACCGUCGGGCAGGAACCAGUCUACGCGGUUCCGCAUGGAGGCGAUGGUUGUGUAGGUACCAAGCAUAACAGGUACGCAAGGGACGCAAUUAUGAGUCCACCGCAGAAUCACAGUGGUUUCCCUUUAGAGUUAAGCGCGCACAAUGUCUACCCGCAUGUAGUCAGCCCAAGAAAUGUAUUCGUCAACGCGGAAGAAAGCAAUGCGAGCAAGAAGAAGAGAAAAGUGAAGAAAAGCAUCGAGAUAAUUCAAAAUGCCACCGAGGGCAGUUUUAACCACAGCGACGAUUCCAUGAUGGUGUAUUAGAAGAAUGUGUAUGUGUGUGUUUGAAACCCAAAAGAGUUUCCGUGGCGAUAUCCGAACAUUUACGAGCGAACGCGAAAUUGCCUCCGGCAAAUCUCGCGUUUGCUCGUAAAUGUUCGGAUAUCGUCGCGAGAAAUUCACAUGGAAUA